AUACGGAAUCGUAGACAUUGUUUACAUAUGGCUGCUCUUAGGAAUUUCAAUUUUUAUUUUUAGGUUACUGAAGGUUGAGUAUAUAUAAUGUUUAGCAUUACCAUGGACAGUAUUCUAAUAUAAAGCAAUUAUUUUCAGCAAGACAAUCUAGAUUAGUAUAUUAUAUAUUUUUUCCACAUAUUUUGCUACAUGCUCAUGGCAUGGGCUGUAGUAAGAAUUAUAAAUACGAAGUGGCUAUUCCGAACUAUUCGGACCCGGCAACCAGAACUUGAUUGAAGAAGUUAGAGGUUGGGAUUAAAAAAUGUUUAAAAUAUUAUUGUUGGGUUUGUAAUAUAAAAUUUGGUAUCCAAAGAAAGAUAUUUGAAUGGGCUAUAUGUUUGUAAACUUAAUUCUUUAGUUAAACUUAAACUACCACAAAUGACAUCCGAAUAGCAUGGCAUAGCAUGUUCAUUUAGUCAAAAUGGACCUUGCACCAGACACCCAUCGGACACCCAUCGCCGCUAUUCGGACCCGGGUCCCUUUAGACAAAUGCCGGGUACGAAUAGCCGCAGCCAUAUAAAUAUUUAUAUAAUAUAAUAAUAAUAAUAAUAAAAGGUCUUGUAUAGCGCGGUACCCCAGCCUAGGGCUGGGCUCACCGCGCUGUACAUAAAAUUUUUUAUCAAAAGAGACAUAAUCAUGACAUUAAAAUAAAAUACAUUUAUGAAAUAAAGAACAGCAAUGUAUAUUCACCCACCCCACCACAUAACUUUUACAAGGCAAACCAUGGACGGCAGCCAGCAAGAUCAUUUAUCGGUCAGAGGGGGGGAAUCAGUCAGGGUAGUAUAAUUUAAAAAGAUAUGUUUUUAGUGCAGUUUUGAAGGCCUGGGUGGUUGGUAUAUUGCGUAUGUUUAGUGGCAAAGAAUUCCAUUGUUUGGGGGCGAAGAAAGAGAAAGAUCGUUCACCAUAUGUUUUAGUGUGUGUCUUGGGAACGGACAGAAUACGCGUGUCUGCAGAGGAGCGAAGCUGUCGAAGGGGUGAAUAGACAGAAAGAAGUUCGGUUAGAUAUGAAGGGCAGGAAUCCAAGAAAAAGUUGUGACAGAGAACAGACAACUAGAACAGACAACUUAUCGUCAAUGCGUGCCUGUAUAGGUAUAUAAGUGACGUGAUCACUUUUUUUUUGCCUUUAAAACUAGCCUAGCAGCUGAGUUUUGAACUUUCUGCAGUUUUUCUAUGCAGUCUUUUGGUGAACCUGACAGAAGAGAGUUGCAAUAGUCAAGACGAGAGAGUACAAGAGCACAGACUAGAGUUUUCGUAGCGCUAACUGUGAGGUAGUGGCAUAUGGAGCUGAUCUACAUAUAGCAUCAAAGCAUAGCCUAGUUUAUAAUUUUAUUUAAUUGAAUUAUUUAUCAAUCUUAUUCUUCCUUACUUGAUUACUUAGUAAUUCUAACUCUAGUCUGCCUUAUAAAAUGUAUGAACUAUAUUAUGUAUUAUUUCUAACGUCUACAUACUAUAUCAAUGAGGUAAUCUACCACUUGAGCGUUGUCAUGAAAAAAAUCAUGUUUUUCCGGCUUGAAGUGCUAUUUUAAAUUUAAACAGUUACUUUUUUAUGAUGUGGAUAGUGGAGAGAGGCCACUGGGUUUUCGGGGGCAUAGAAAGAGCGAGAGGGCACUUUUUUCUCAUCGAGGCUUGGUGGAAGAGACCUGAUUCAUUGCUUUGACUAGCUAACAGUGCUUGCAAGUACUAUAGUAUAGUCGAACCCGCUUAUUUUGACCUCGGUGAACUCGUCAACCAUGUUAUGUCGUUAUUUUUGAAGUGGAACUGCCAAAUUAUCUCUUUGUCUUAGCAUUUUCUCCUCGGUUAUGUUGAUUCUUUUAUGUCGCCGAACCCUGAUAUCUCGAGCACAAAUGGUGGUAAAAUUUUCCACUUAAUCUCGGUUAUCUCGAUCCCCAUGACCAAUCGCCGGCUUUUGAACUUGAACUCCGCAAGAAGAAAUAACAAACAAAAAAUAAACAAGUUUUUCAUAAUUAAAAAUAAUUAUUUAUUUCUCAAAAUACAGGACUUGUGUUUUAGAAUGAACCUAGAAAUAAUUUAAAUAAAUAUAUUUUCGGUUAUCUUGAUCAUCGGUUAUCUCAACAAUUUUUGGCUAACCUGAUGCCAUCAACAUAACCGGGUUCUACUAUAUUAAAAAUGAAAACAGUGACAGUGUUAAGAGUUUAGACUUAGACAUUCCUGAGAAGUUGAAAGAUACACCUUGAAACUGACACUUACCCCAAUGACAGUAAAUGAGAAAAAUUAAGUACCGGUACCGGGUAGUUAACUGUUUGAUGAGAAAUAUAAUUGUUACUUUUUUAUGUUUUAAGACUAUUAUUAUAAUUUUUUUAUUAUUAUAUGUGGUUUUAUAUAGCAUGGUACCCCAGCUAAGGGCUAGGCUGACCACGCUGUACAUACAAUUUAACAAACAUGAUAAAAAAACGUUAAAAAAUUAAUUGACAUACAUUAAUUAGAUAAAACAAAUCAAAUGUAUAUUUAAAACUAUUUACAUCUCAAGCCAUGGAUGACACUCAGUACCAUCAUUUUUCGGUCAGAGGUGGGAAUCGGUCAUGAUAGUAGAGAUUAAAGAGAUGUGUUUUGAGUGCAGUUUUGAAGGUCGUGAUGUUUGGUAUACUGCGGAUGUGUAAUGGAAGAGAAUUCCAUUGUUUGGGGGCACAGAAAGAGAACGAUCGUUCACCGUAUGUUUUUGUGCGAGUUUUGGGGACAGAAAGAAUAUGCACGUCUGCGGAGCAAAGCUGUCGAAGGGGUGAAUAAACAGGGAGAAGUUUGGUUAAAUAGGAAGGGGAGGAAUUCAAGAAAAAGUUGUAGCAGAGAGUUUGUAGUCAAUACCUGCUUGUAUAGGGAGCCAAUGAAGUGAAUGAAGCAGUGGUGUGACAUGAUCACGUUUUCUUUGCAGUUAUCUAGACGAACUAAACUUUGAAAAUGAUGGAAUUAGACCUGACUCGUGUGGACUACUUACAGGUAGGGCAUUUUAUAAGGUUUAAUAAAAAUAUAACAAUAAAUUGCACUGAGCAUAAUUUCUAUUAACUGUUAAAAAUAAAUAAAUUAACAUAAUUUGAUGCAGUCGAUAAGCUUCUAAGCUGUUGUUAGCUGCUCUUUCCAGUUAAAUAAAACUUAAAUUUGUAUUUUUCUUAAAAGAUUGAUUCAUAUAUAAUGCCAUUACUUCACAGAAGAGAAGCCUAAUUAAUUAUUGUUUUAAAGGUUGGAACAACAUGUCCCAAAACCAUGCAAGUUUUACCCCUAACAAACAAAACACAAAAGGUUAGUUUGCUCAUUAUUUAUUAUAGUUCUGUAAGAUCUAUAAACUUCUUUUUACUCAAGUCCACAAAAUUUACUGGAGCAUGCAGUGUUUAAGCGUUAAUUAGUUUUAAUGAGCUUCAUGAACAUGAAAUGUGUAAAAUGUUCAUUUAAAUGAAAAAUUAAUAUUUCCUUUUUAUUAACAGAUAGUAGUCGGUGAUAAUGAUGGUACUCUUCACUGCUUUGGACUCCGUAAAGGUCAAGUUCAAGUAUGCCAUAAAAAAUUUUUUUAAUGUUUAAAAUCCAUUUAGCCAUAAAUGACACAAUUAAAAAUUAUAUUAAAUAUUUAUCAUUGAACACUUUGUCUAAAACUUUAAUUUAAACUAAAAAAAACCAACAAGUUGAAAUCCUUUCUAAAAUGUAGUAAGUAGAGUAACAUUUUUCUUUAAAUUUUAAUGACAUUUUUAUUUAUUUCUUGAUUUUUCUCUUAUGGAAACUACCCUCAAACUUGAAGAUUGAAAAAUAUUUUUUGUUUUUCUUCUGAAGAUUGUAUUUAAAGCUGAAAAGAGCCACCAGCUAACUCGUGUUGUUUUAGGUGGUCAGGUUAGUGCAGCAAGGGACAGAAUCUUCACAACUAAUGGGGCAGAAGUCAAUGCAUACACAAAAAAAGGCAAAAACUUUCUGACCUUUGACACAAGUAUGGCAGAACCCGUACAGUCACUGUGAGUAAAUUGUUAAAAGAGGAAUAGGAAACAGCAAGCUUUCCCUCAUUAAGUAAUUUUUAAGCUUUUUAUUUUAAAUUCAAGAAAAUUUUGAUUUCUAUUGACUUAUUUGCUAGCUAAAGAAUAAAUAUUUAAAAAAUUAAUUAGUCCAAGAGAAAUGUUUUAUAUAGAUAUAAUCAAAUAUCAAGUUUAUAAUUUUUAUUAUGUAUUUUGUUGAAAAAAAAUGAUUAACUUCUUGCUGUCCAGAUAUGUUGAGGGCUCUGAUCUUCUUGCCUGUGGAAACUUUGUGUUUAAUCACUACCGGGACUGUAAAGAUAUUCACUACUAUCUGAGCAGUGAUAAGAUUAACGAUGUCCUCUGUCUUCCCUCUGAGAAACGUAAUGGCAUAACACCAAUUUUAGCAUGUCAGGACAGAGUCCUUAGAGUGCUGCAGGUAAUUUUAAGUAAUCUGUUUUUUGUUUUUUUUAAAAUUACUGUGAGAAUAUGCAAACCUAUUUAUAAGACAAGAUGCAAACAUCUGUUGAGCAGAAAACUAGACAAUUCUGUUUGAUGCAAACACUCUUUGAUUUAUAAAUUUAACAUCUUUUCCCAACAUUUAUUUUGAAACUAUUUAAUAGUUGUCAGAACAGUACUUAUCUUGUUGCUCCAUCUUGCAAAGUGUUUCCACCAGAGAGGAGUCAGAUAGAUAUUAUUAAGGAAAAAAUUAACAGGUUGUGAACAGGUCUAUCUGAAUCUUCAUUGGAUUUAGUUGAUUCAUUCUUGAAGGAAAGGAUUUUUUUUUAAAGUUUGUAAUAAAAUAAAGUUAAAGGAAAAGUAGAACUUUUUCAAGCAUGAAAUAAUUUGAUUUAAAAAUAAUAAUGUAAGGACAGAGCAGAUCAUACAUGGCAGUGAUAACUAAAAGCAUUUUAUUUGCUACUUUAAAGCCACUGACAUAUUGUCCACGCCACACAACAUUUCAUUAUAAAAUAAACAAAUGUCACACUCAAAUCAUUCAUCUAACCAGUUCUUGUCAACGAUGAUUUCUUCUUGAAUACAUCUAUUAGCAUAAUGUAAGAUACGUUCAUUAGCUGUCAAGAUAAUAAACUGUUAACAUUGGUUAGGUCAUAUCCAGUGCAAUGUGUGUACAUAUUACUGACAUGUUCCAGUAUUUAUUCAGUCUGACUCUAUCGGUUUGACUCUCCUCUCUUGACAGGGAUCAGAGCUGCUAUAUGAGGCUGAAGUGGCAGGACCUCCGGUGGUUUUAGAAUUGUUUGGAAAAACUGGUGGUAAAUUAGAUUGAUUUUCCAUUUUAUAUUUGUAUUCAAAUAAUUUUCCAAGAUUUUUGCUUAAAGCAUUACUUUGAGCAGAUUUUUAAGCAUAUGUUUAUAAUCUUCUUGUUACAGAACAUCAUAGCAGACAUUGGAAAUACAUCAUGAUUUGUAGAUUUUUGAUACAACCCAUAUUCUAAUACUUUUCCAAUUACUUUAAUUUUAUGUAGCUUAAUGAGACACAAAGAAAUUGUGUAAAUAAAACAAUAUAUAUUUAGUUUUAAUUACGAUUACACAAUGUACCAAUUCAAAUAUUUUGGUAAAUGCCUUCAUCAGCACAACAAACAAUAUAAAUAUAAUAAUAAUUUAAAUUCAUAUAAUAACAUCUUACCUACACCUAAAAAUGAAAGUAGGUGGAAGUAGAAUAUGAAAACCUUACAAGAAAAAGACAUUGCAGCUAUGUAAAAUUGUGAAUUCGGUUUAUACCAUGUGAAUUCAACUCAUCAAAUCUUUUUGUUAAUUUAGUUUCUAUAUAAAUUUCAUCAAAUGUAUUACUCGCAUACUAUAUACCAGUAACUGCAAUGUCUAUUAUUCUAUUAUGGUUAGCACUACUGAAAUUUUUAGCAAUGGGACCAAGGGCUUGUUUAUUGAUGGUGUAUACAUGUUCUCUAAAUUUAAUUUAUAGUUAUAUUAAUGUUUUUUGUUGUACUGAUGAAGGCAUUUUGAGAACAAUUUUAAGAGUGUGCAAUCAUUAUUAAAGCUUAACAUACGCCACUACCUCACAGUUAGUGCUACAAAAGCUCUAGUCUGUGCUCUUGUUCUCUCUUGUCUUGACUAUUGCAACUCUCUUCUGUCAGGUUCACCAAAACACUGCAUAGAAAAACUUCAGAAAGUUCAAAACUCAGCUGCUAGGCUAGUUUUAAAGGCAAAAAAAAAGUGAUCACGUCACUCCACUACUCCAUUCCCUUCAUUGGCUACCUAUACAGGCACGCAUUGACUACAAGUUGUCUGUUCUCUGUCACAACUUUUUCUUGGAUUCCUGCCCUUCAUAUCUAACCGAACUUCUUUCUGUCUAUUCACCCCUUCGACAGCUUCGCUCCUCUGCAGACACGCGUAUUCUGUCCGUUCCCAAGACACACACUAAAACAUAUGGUGAACGAUCUUUCUCUUUCUUCGCCCCCAAACAAUGGAAUUCUUUGCCACUAAACAUACGCAAUAUACCAACCACCCAGGCCUUCAAAACUGCACUAAAAACAUAUCUUUUUAAAUUAUACUACCCUGACUGAUUCCCCCCCUCUGACCGAUAAAUGAUCUUGCUGGCUGCCGUCCAUGGUUUGCCUUGUAAAAGUUAUGUGGUGGGGUUGGUGAAUAUACAUUGCUGUUCUUUAUUUCAUAAAUGUAUUUUAUUUUAAUGUCAUGAUUAUGUCUCAGAGGGAUCACCCUGCUGUCCAUCCCAGGAAAGGUUUUCAACCGUGUACUACUUAACAGGAUGAAAAACGCUGUAGACCCUCUGUUGCGGGACGAACAAGCCGGCUUUCGCACCAACAGAUCCUGCACAGACCAUCACUGCGCAUCAUUCUAGAGCAGUCACUAGAGUGAAACUCGCCGCUCUAUGUCAACUUUGUUGACUAUGAAAAAGCCUUCGACAGUGUUGACAGGCAAACCCUGUGGAGAUUGCUAAGGCAUUACGGGGUGCCAUAGAAGAUUACUGAUAUAAUCAGAAACAUGUACGAAGGGAUAAACUGCCGAGUUAUCCAUGGCCAGCAGUUGACAGAUGCUUUCCAGGUGAAGACUGGUGUGAGACAAGGUUGCUUGCUGUCACCAUUCCUCUUCCUGUUAGCCAUUGACUGGGUGAUGAAAACAUCUACACAGCAGAAAAGAAAUGGCAUCCAAUGGACCUUGUGGGAUCAACUGGAUGAUCUUGACUUUGCUGAUGAUCUUGCACUUCUUGCACAUACCCAACAACAGAUGCAGGAGAAAACAAACAUUGUCGCAGCCACUUCUGCUAGCAUGGGUCUCAACAUUCACAAAGGGAAGAGUAAAAUCCUCAAGGUUAAUGCCACCAGUACAUCACCCAUUAUGCUUGAAGGAGAAGCCCUUGAGGAGGUGGACAGUUUUGUUUACCUUGGCAGCAUGGUAGAUAAACAAGGUGGUACAGAUGCGGACGUCAAAAUAAGGAUAGGAAAAGCAAGAGCAGCCUUCCAACAACUCAAGAAUGUUUGGGUCUCUAACAACUUAGGCAGCAAGUUAAAAGUAAGGAUUUUUAACGCUAUGGUAAAACCUGUGCUGCUAUAUGGAGCCGAGACAUGGAGAACAACGGCCGUAAACCUGACCAGAAUCCAGUCCUUCAUCAACAACUGUCUAAGAAGGAUUCUCAGAAUUCACUGGCCAGACAAAAUCAGCAACCAGGAACUGUGGCAGCGGACAAAACAGAAACCCAUUGAGGAAGAGAUUCUCCAGAAGCGGUGGAGGUGGAUUGGUCAUACACUAAGAAAACCUGCUUCUAACAUAACAAAGCAAGCCCUGAAAUGGAACCCACAGGGUAAGCGGAAAAGAGGCCGUCCAAGAAACACUUGGCGCCGAGAAUUGGAGACAGACAUCAAGAAAAUUGGCCAUGAAUGGAAGAUCCUGGAGAAGCUGGCCCAGGAUAGAGAUGCCUGGAGGUCUCUCGUAGGUGGCCUAUGCCCUUGGAGGAACCGCAGACGCCGACGAUGAUCGGUGGAUGCCCCUCAUGGACGAGAAGGCUCAACAACCCUGACUGUAUCCCCUCCUCUGACCGAUAAAUGAUCUUGCUGGCUGCCGUCCAUGGUUUGUCUUGUAAAAGUUAUGUGGUGGGGUGGGUGAAUAUACAUUGCUGUUCUUUAUUUCAUAAAUGUAUUUCAUUUUAAUGUCAUGAUUAUGUCUCUUUUGAUAAAAUUUUUAUAUACUGCUCGGUGAGCCCAGCCCUAGGCUGGGGUACCGCGCUAUAUAAGACGUCUUAUUAUUAUUAUUAUUAUUAUAUUGAUUUAUUUACACAAUUUGUCUGUGUCUCAAUAAUCUACUCAAAAGCUUUAUCGCUGUCCAACCCUCUUGUAAUUUUUGUGUAAAAAUUAUUCCCCUUAUUAAAUAAAUAGAUGUUGAUCUGGAAUAGCUGCAAACAUGAUGAAAAAAAUCCUAAUAAUAAAUUCAAAAUGUAUAAAUUUAAUCAAGGAGAGGAAGGCAACGAGAUCUUAUAUGGUACUUCAGACGGAAGAGUGGGAUUAAUGCAGAUAGGAGCGUAAGUCAAUUAUCUAAUCAGUUUCUCUCACUGUCUUGUAUGGUAGCUUCAUUAAAUUGCAUUGUAACAAUAUAUGUGUCUGGGGAAAAAAAAUUAAAUAUUUGUUGGCACAACACAUAAUCUUUUUAAAAGAAAAAAAAAAUUUGGCACUGCUGUAGUUUUGUACCUUGCUUAUAUUAGAAAAAAUAUUAUGAUAAUAUAUUUCAAUCCUUUUUUCCAGGCUGAUUCCAAGCCAUCGCUGGGAGUUGCCCAACACAAGAAGGGGUGGAGGUAAUAGAUAUCAUUUGAGUGGGGGUAACAUUGUGAAUUAGAUUAAAUUGGACAGAAAUGUGGAAUAACAUUGACCAUGAGAUUGAUCGUGAGAUGGGGUAAAAUUGGAAAUUCUAAACUUAGACAGUCAACUUAUUUUGAUAUUACUUACUUUCAUAAAACCAUUAUAUUAGAUCGUCCAUAAAAAAACAACAACAAAGAAAAAAAACAAAUAUGUAGACUGGGAGUUUUAAUUUUCCAAAUGUAUGGGCCUAUAUAUAUUUGUUUUUUUGUUAUUUUUUAAUUUGAAAACUAAUUGCAGUUUUUGAUGCCACCACUGACUUUAAUAUGUGUCUGUAUACAGGUGUCCUUUGUUUAGACAGCUAUGAUAUUACUGCAGAUGGCGUCUUAGACUUGCUGGUGGGCAGGGAUGAUGGGCAGGUGGAGGUUUACAGCUAUGACGGUGCUGAUGAGCCUGUAUUCCGUUACAACUAUGUAGGUGAUACAAUCAUAUCUUUUUUUCAUCUUCUCACUUUAAAAUUAAGUUAAGUUUCAACCAUCCCGUCUGAAAUCAACCACUUGGUCUUUCUUUGAGUAUUUAUAACAAGCUGUGUAACAUGUAAGAAAAGCUUAAUAGAGCUUAAAUUACAAAUUGUCAGACUACACAAUCUGAACAGUUUUAUUUAAAUUAAGUUUUAUCAGCAUUACUUAGCCAAAAUAUCAUUUUAAUAAAUUUGGUUACAAUUUGAUUCAUGAAGUAAAAAUAUUAUUUUCAAGGUUAUUUUAUUAAUUAAUAAUAAAAUUUUGCUUAUUUUAGUGGAACGCUUCAAAAUGUGUUAUGCUAUAAAUGAAAACCUGUAGAUAUAUGUUAUUGGAACAUUUUCAUUGAUGAAGGCAUUAAUUUCCUCAGUCUGGUUCUGAAAGUGUUACAUCUGUCAAAGGUGGUCAUGUAGCAACAGCCAGCUUCGAUGAAAUUAUUUGUUCCACCUACGCAGGUGAGACAUUUUCCAGCUGAAAUCAUUUGCAUUUUCCUUUUAAUCCUUUGUAAUAAAUAAUAAUAGGAUUGUUUAUAAAUUCUUUCUGAUUGGAUAAUUUGACCUGGCACCUACAGUGUGUCCAUAUUGUUUCUUUCCAAAAUGACUAUAACUUCAUUAAGAUAAACAUUAUUCAUGAUCCUUAAGGUAAAGAAGCAAAUGGAACACCGCCUUUCUCCAAACAAAAUUAAAUGUAUAAUAUUUGAAAUUUGUUUUAUUUAAAAGCUUGAGAUUUUUAAAUUUUGGAUAGUGGUAUGGGAUUUUUAAAACGAAGCCAAAUUCUUCCUAAAACAUUGGCUGUUUGGUAUUGAACUAUUUUAAAAAAAUGUAUCUGUCAAAGUUGGUUUCAUUCAGGCUGUGUGUAUGGGUUAAGUAAGAAACCCUGGAGCCAGCCGCUAAAGCAUGGCUUCACAAAGGAAGGUGUUGCUAUAGUGAAGCAGCUAAGGUAAUUCACUUGGAUGGGUUCGUACUGAAUUUCAGCAUUGGUAAUCUGAAAGCAACAUUUUAAUAUGCAUGGGAACGGAUAGAAGGGAGCUAACUCUCUAAUGCUUCUUUGAUGUUGUCAUGCUGGAAAUUCAGGACUUCAGAGUUAUCUUACCUUGCUCUGCUGUCAAAUUAUAGAAUGCUCUGUAAAGUCUGAAUUCUUGCUUAGUCGUAAGAAAAAAAACCAUUAUCAAAGUCAAUUUGUCACACUAAUGCACUGCUGUCAACUUGUCUCUUAACCAUUAAAUAUCUGUCAGUUAUUUAAUGAGCGGUUUAUACUAACCUUUAUUCUUAAAACCAUACUCUUGUAGAGUUUCAAGGAUGAGAAAAGCAAAGAUCAGUUAAGUUUCUCAUCAAACUCUCCUAUUACUUCUUUACAGCUCCUGAAAUCCUGUGGUCUUUUAUAAACACUGAGAACUUUGAUUCUACAUUAGAAAAUAAUGAAACAAUCUUUGAAGCAAGAGUUUUUAAAUUUUAAUCAAUCAUUUCUUAAAAAAACAACAAAAAAAACCUCUUUCCUUUCAAGAUAAUGUACUUUUUAAAAAAGCUGUAGUAUUUGCAUGUUAUUAACCAAUGAAAUUUUUGUAUUUAAGUGAUAAAUGGAUUGUCUUCUCUUAAACAGGCAAUAUAAUUUAAUCUCUUCAUCUCUUCAUCACCAUAGUCAAAACAUUGAACUGCUUAGCACCUUUUCACUGUAGUUCAUUGAUUUGAAUGUAGUUUUUUUGUGUGUUUUUUUUUUUUGAGAAAUGCAUGAAGUGUGAAAGAAACCAAAGCAUUAUUUUUGUUGUUUUGAGGGUUAAACUUUUCCGAAAUAAUUUGGACUUAGAAAUUUUACCUGUAUGAAGGUUUUCUAGCUAUAUGAGGGUUUUCUACCUUUAUGAGGGUUUACUACUUGUUCUACUAUUAAUCUCUUGUCUCCUUCUUAAAAUGUUUGACUGAUUUAAAAAAAUGAAUCUGAGUUGAUGUAGUAAAUGUCUGUAGGACAGGAUUUACUAUAAAUUUUACGUUUGGUUAAAUUAGAUAUCAGUAAUUUUUCUUGAAGACAGCUAUGUUUCAACUAUAAAAUUACUGUAAAAACAUUAAAAAAAACUAAACUCAUUCACAUAACCCUGUAAUUUAAUCAAUUUGAAAAUGCAUGUUUAACUUUUAGAAUCCGUUUUAUCUGCUUGGUCCUACAGCACCUAAUAUUAGCUAAUAUGCUAAAGUUUAGUUGCUUAUCAAUUAAAAUGUGUACAAAUGUUUUGGUUAGGGUUAACAUAAGCCAUUGAAUGAAAUAGAGGAUACUCAAAAUUUUCAUCAAAUCCAGAUAAAACCUGUAGCUGGCUCCUAGGGCUAUGACAAUGUUAAGUCUUAGGGCUACGCUAAUGUUCAGUUUUGUACAAAUAAACGUAAAGUUAAACAGCAUUAAAUAUUGUUAUCAUUGUAAAUAGUUUUAAUUAUUAACUUGAAUUAAGGGAUUGUUCAAGAUACAUUACAUUACACCGACUGAUUUUUGCGUGCAAUAUCAGAAUCAGGUAGAAUUGUUUCUAAUGAGUGACAACUGUAGUCCAUUGAUUCAUUGAUGUAUCGGUGCGAUGGUGCUUGACAGCGUGAAAUGCCAAGGUGCAUUCACCUGCUGAAACAAAUUCAUUGCUUUUCAAACCUGGUGAUUUGAAACAUUUAGUAACUUUGCUAGAUGAAGUUUUUCAGAGAACACUCUUAACAUUCUUUUUAACAUGUGCACCUUUAAAUCCAGUGCACCUUUAAUGGCAAUUCACUUAUUCAGCUUCCAAGUUAUAUCUGGAUAUUGGCUUUUCAGUGCAUCUAUAAACAUACAUGUUUCAGCAUUUUUUAAAUCUAAUUUUUUUAAUUUAAGUUGAAAUAAAUAAAUUAUUUUUCAAUUAUCAUGAACUCACAUUACCGUUAUGUGUUAAGUUUACAAAAAUGACUUCCGCGACCUGAAAUUUCAGUGGUUACAUUAGUAAACAUUACUAUUGAACUAAGAAUUGCUGGCGUGCAUGUUUGGUUCACAGAACAGAAUGGUAUACAACAUGGAAAAGUUAAUAAGAAGGUAUCGAUCGGGGACGGACAGAGGAAAAACAUGGACAAAAUCCAUAUUUUGGAAAAGCCGCAGGGCAGGGGCCUAACAAGAAGACAUGUCUGGGCAAACCCAGACCACAUGAUAACCCUUGUUUUAGUUACAACAUAUUGGUCCAUAAAUUAGAUUUAAAUUAAUGUAUUUCCCCAAAUCUGAAGUGUACUGCAGUGCUUACAGUCAAAGUUUCUUCACUCUUAAUGCCAUAGAUAUAGACAUCUGCUCAUAGGCUUCUCAUCAAAUGCCUGGCCAUUAUUAACCUUGCAUACAUCCUUUAAAACUUGCUCUAAUCUUGCAACUGAUGCCUUAAAACAUAUAAAACAUGGGGUUCUCAACUGGGAUCUGUUCACACAUCAGUAGAUAGGAUUUAAGGGUUUGGGGUUUAGACUUUAGGGUUUUGGGGGUUAUGUUUUAGGGGUUUAGGUUUUGGGGGUUUAGAGUUUUGGGGGUUUAGAGUUUUGGGGGUUAUGUUUUGGGUGUUAUGUUUUGGGGUUUAGAGUUUUGGGUGUUAUGUUUUGGGGUUUAGAGUUUUGGGGUUUAAAGUUUUGGGGGUUUAGAGUUUUGGGGGUUUAGAGUUUUGGGGGUUAUGUUUUAAGGGGUUUAGAGUUUUGGGGGUUUAGAGUUUAGGGUUACUGGAAUGAGACUAACAAAUAUCUAUUCUUAAACUGAAAAUGUGAAAUUUGAGUUUUCAUACUUUCCAAAGUCUUCAUCAGACUACAAGAGGAGAACAAGACUAAACAAGUGUCCAUGAUAUAAACAAAAAGGUUAAGCAACCCUCUCAUAGUAAAUAAAUUUCCUGAGCUUUUCAAAGGUAUGCAAAUCAAGAAGUCCAUUUCUCAAACUUUAAUCUCAACCAAUCUUGUAUCUCCUCUGUUGAAUGUAAAUGUUUAAUCAUUGUCUAGCUCACCCUGCUGCCAAUCAAACAGUCUUGUGAAGUCCUAACAGUUCUCUGACUUCAAAUAAGCUUGUUGAGUCAAGGUGGCAUACUUGUCUCCAGAUUAAGUGAUCAGCAUCUAAACUCAACUGCCUUUGCUUAAGAUAGCCAAACAAUUGUUCAGAUAUACAAUUUGGUUAUAGGUUUUGUUUCCAUUUAACAAUUUUGACAAAAAUAGUAAGGAUCAAUCAGAAUGAAGAAAAGAGAUUAUAUUUUAUUACAAUUUAUAAAAAUCUUUUGCAUAGACUAGUAUUUAUUUUUUAAAAGUUUUGUAAAUAAAUUUUGAGAAGAAAAUAACAAAAAAAAAAUUCUAAAAAGUAACUGGUCGAUUACAAACAAUGAAAGAUUUGACAGGAAAUUGAACACACACAUGACUUGGUUAGUUAGUAUUUAACUCAUUACACGCCGUUUGCUGUUAGUUUUAGUCUUAAUUUAUUAAGAUUUGCUGCAUUCUGAUAAAGGGAAGUUAUUUCCCCAUAAAGGGAAGUUAUUGCCCUUUGUGGACACUACUCAUCUCUCUGUACACAGGGUAAUUAUAUGGUUAGAUGCUGUUGCCCCACAGUCGUACUUUCGACUUUGCUUACUAACUGCAUGUGUAGCUUCUGGUGUUGGUUCCCACAGGUUGGGUCUUUGCUCUCACAACUGAGCACUUGGUCAAAGAGGCGGGGCCUCAGCAUGUUGCUAUGGAUGCUAUAGCUGUGGCAAAAAUCAGCAACCUCAAGUAGGUCGUAACUAACACUAUUCUAAGCUCACUCAUGUCUCGCAAGUAUUGUAUUAUUAAUUUUCGGGGUAUAUUUAUAAUAUUUGAAGCCUUAUUUAUUAAUUAAUGUCUAAAAAUUUUCUUGUAGAAUGGUUAAGUACAUUAGAUAUCUAAGUGAUUAAGUGCAAGAAGUUAGUAUCAUCUUAUUCAUUAUCAAGUAAAUUUUAUAACUAAAACUUUUUUUUAACAUUAGAGCCAAAAAAUUAAUAAAAUUAUUUUUAUUUGAAAUGGAAGCCAAAAAAAAUUAAAAAUUCAUUUUCUAUUUUAAAACCCAUGGAAUACAAAAUAUUGUUUCCUUCUGAUACAGAAUAGCCCUGGUAAAGUAGACACUUAAAAUGCACUAGUAUAAUAUUACAAUACCCUACUGAUAAACUAUAAAAUUCCCUACAGGAUGCCCUGUAAUAUUCAAUCAUAUGUUGUAAAUAUAUGUCAAGUCAGUCUUUGGUAACCUUUUAUGAUUUGAAAUGAACCAUAUAACCAUAAACAAUCAAAGGUCAGAGCUUGAUGGCCUCCAAAAGAAAGUGUCAGAUGAGAGAGAGAAAUACCACCAGACGGCCACCUCUAAGACAGCUGUGUCAGCUGUCCCACUUUUCCCUAUCAAUGACAAGUUUGUGCUUGACAAGGAUGAUGCCAGCUACACUUUGAGCAUAGAGCUGCAAAGCCCCAUAGAUAAUGUCUUACUGCAGGUUUGUUUGUUCUAUAGAACUCAACAGUAGUUUUGAAGCCUGGAGAUUAAUCAGUUUUAUUACGAAAAUAAUGAAUUAAAUAAAGCAAAUAUUUUAUGUAAAAAUGUGUCAUAUGACAACAUAUAAAUAUAUAUUUAUCUAUCUAUAUAUAAAUUUACCAACUCAGAUUGUUAGCUUCUGUAAUCUUUUAUUUUCUUAAAAGGUGUUCUAAUAAAUAAAUGAAACAAUCCAUUGGGAUGGUACAUUUUGCAAUUAAAUUCUUCUGAUAUCAUUGUAUUUUUGUUUAUUUCAUUAGAGUGAUGUCCCAGUUGAUCUGUUAGACAUAGAAAAAAAUUCCGCUGUUGUCAGUUAUUCAGCGUGUAACCCUGAGGUAACCAAUAUUUUUAAUUUAACUGAAGUAGCGUGCACUGCAGAUUUUUAAAAACUUUAUCUUAUUUUACGUAUGAUUUUGAUGUUUUAAAAUAAGAAAAUUACCAUUUUUUUAACUGUGUUAAAAACCGAUAUUUAAAAAAUAACCUAUCAUAACUAUAAAAUAAACUAUUACAUGAGUAACCCAGUAAUUCAAACAUUUGCUAAAUUUGUGGAUAUUAUUUUCCAAGCUGCCACUCUCAUUUGCCUUUGUAACUAAUCUGAAAUUGUAUUUAGCUAUAAUUAUAUUUAGUAUAAUUAAUUUUACAUAACACUAAUAGCUUACCGUAUUUUCUGGCGUAUAAGAUGACUUUUUAACCCAUGAAAAUGUUUCAAAAGUCGGGGGUCGUCUUAUACGCUGGGGGUUGUCUUAUGAGCUGGUGUACAGCCCAAACCCUAGAUUUUAAAAGGAAAAGUAGGGGGUCGUCUUAUACGCCAGAAAAUAUGGUAAUAAAAAAAUGUAAAAUCCUUUAUUUUUUUCAGAAAUAAUUUUUUUGUUUUCCCUGCCAGUUAGUGCUUAAAAGUGAUAUAAAAUAACAUAAUCUCUUUGAAAAGGGAUACAUUUUUUUUUUUACAUAAAACACUCAUCUACAGGAAGGUAACUUUCUUUUGGCCACAUAUCGCUGUCAGGCCAACACAACUCGGCUGGAAGUGAAGAUACGUUCCAUCGAGGGCCAGUACGGAACGCUUCAGGUCUACAUUACACCUCGUAUACAACCCAAAACUUGCCAGGUGAAGCAGUACCCAAUAAAACCCCUGUCAUUGCAUCAGAGAGCCCAUGUCUUUGAUGAAAAUAGGUAAAUAGAACAUGAAAGCGCUUGCAUCUUUAUUUUAAGUUGAAAUUUUCUUUCUUUGUUAUUUGACAUUAUUUUUUUGUCAUACAGCAUUUUGAUUUGUGCCAUAUUUUGUGUCAUGUAAAAUUUUUGUCGUAACAUAUUUUUUUGUCGGACCAUAUUUUGAUGUGUACCUUAUUUUUUUGUACCAUAUUUUGUGAUGUACCAUAUUUUGUGUUGUACCAUAUUUUGUGUUGUACUAUAUUUUGUGAUGAACCAUAUUUUGUGUUGUAUCAUACACAAAGAUGGUCCGAAAUGUCUAAAAUUAACAUCACGCUUGAGUUUUGUUUUUUGUGUCUUACAGAUUUCAUGAUCCACUCUUCCCCUUUUGUGACCCCACUCUUCCCCCUUCAUGACCCCACUCUUCCCCUUUCAUGAUCCACUCUUCCUCUUUCAUCCAGCUGCUGAAAACCCCAAGUCCAACUUAGAAAUUUAGUUUAUUUAUAUAAUUUUUUUGCAUGAAUUCUUCCCAAAUCUUAAUUUAAUUGAACUUGUGAUUCCAUGGCUUGUUAGGGAAGAAAAACAAUAUUGCACAUCUAGCACCUUAGAUCAGCAAAUGCUAGUUGUGUCUAAAGCCCAAAAAAUGAAUCAUGAAGCUUAAAGUCCAAACUAACACAUUUUGACGAGCUACUUUAUACAUACAUCAUAUGGUGCAGCCCUGGUGAACUGAUGCCAUACAAAUUAAAUUAACUUUGAAUCUUUCAAAAAGGCAAAAUAAAUUUAAGCUUGAAUAAAUCUGAUUAACUUCCUGUUUUAAUUUGUGAUUGCAUGUCCACCAGACCUCACAAUACUCUGACACUGAAAGGACAGUUCAGCAUGGCUGAGAUACACUCCUGGCUGUGUUUCUGUCUGCCUGAGCUCCCAGAGAGGGCGCCAGCAGGAGAGACAACUAACUUUCAGUUUGCUUCUACUUUCCUUGAUACACAGUUGGACUGCACUUACAGGUGAAUUGUAUAAAUAUUAGGUGGUACAAAUUGCAAUGAAAACUACAGGUAACGAUUUUGUAGUUAACUUGAUUAGUUUAAUUUUAUGCAUAUUAAAUUCUCACUUGAGCUUGUUUGCUCCCCUAAAUCCAAACAUCAUUGCUAUAUUUUACAUAUUUUAAUGGACACUCAAGUUAUUUGUCCCGCAAUCACAUUAGGUGCCUCUGAAAGUUCAGUGUAGUAGCAAAUACUGGUCAGUCUAAUUUCUGACGUCUUGUGUUUUCCAGGAAGGGAGAAGCUGUGUUCAGAUCUGACAAUAUCUCAACAAUCUCAAUUCUGAAAGAUGUUUUAUCAAAAGAAGGAACAAAGAAGAAAAUAAGACUUGAUAUUUCUUAUGGUAUGCAAAAUUUCUAAUCGUUAAUGAAAUGUGCAGACUGAAGUUACCAGUGAUCACAGGCCUGGCUGUAGCCACAUGAUAAACAAGCUGCAGCUAUGGCCCUUUGUGUAACAGUGAUGUAGCAAAGAGGAAGUCUCUAUUGUCUAUUUCAACUAACCUCACCAUUUAUCUGAAAUAUCUGUGUAAUCAGUUAUCAGGAAUAGGUUAAUCUAAAUUUUACGUAUUAAAAACAGGAAACAAAAACGCAAAAAACUACAAUUUGCUUUAAUUAAAAUGAAAACUGGAGAGUUUUUCUCAACAUAUGUAUUCGCUGUUGUUAAACAAAUUCUCUUAAACUUAAAUGUUUUUAAAUUCUGAUUCAAAAUGUCUCUACAUAUGUAUAUUUUGUAAUAAAUUGAAGAUCCACCUAAUUUUGAAAGAUUUAAAACUCUCUUGAGAUUAAGCUGGCUACUAAAUUUUUUAGUGGUUCGAGACAUGUUUUGGGAAUUAGAGAAAUAAGCAGUUAACUUUGAUAUCCAAGUAAAACCAAUAAUUUCUAUGGUUUAGGCUUUAAAAUAAUAAUUCAUAUGCUAGAAAUUGCAACUACCAUUCUUUCUUUUUCCUACCAGAAAUUAAUGAUGAGUCCAUUCCUCAUACCCUAAGGUUGAUCCAUCCAAGACUGGAGCAACAGUUGUUGUUAGCUAAAAAAGUUCAACUUAUUGAUGCACUAAAGGCAAGAGAAAAUCAAUAAAUUUAAGAAAAAAAUAAUUUUCAGGAGGGUGUGCAUGUUACAAGACUAGACAGGAGUGGCACAGGAAUUCAAUGACGUAGAGGGCCUUAGGACAUAGAUUAAAAUUUGGAAAGCGUUAUACGCAGUCGGCUGCGUAUAACUCUCAGGGUUAUACGCAGUUGGCUGGGAAUUUAGCCAAAUAAGGUUAUCAAUCGCUUGUUUGGCAAUUUAAAAAAAAGUGUUAUGUGUAAUGAGCUGCAUGACGGAUUGUUUUGAACUAGAACUUUGAAUGUGUUUAACGUAAAAUUUUAAUUGAAUUAAUUUUAAUUAAUAUUGAAAUUGAUGAUAGCAAUAGUAUUAGUAUUAGUGCUAUUAUUAGUAUUAUUGCUUGUAUCUUAUAUAUUAUAAUUAUAAGUAUAAGUCAAAGUCUACAUUUCUUAGAGUCUAAGCCUAAGUCUUAGAUUUUUUUAAAGGCAUUUCCAUGGUCUAAGUCUAGUUAUGUAUUUUGAUUGAUUAGGUUUUUAUAUGUUGCUAUGACUAUGUCUAUGUCUAUGUGGUUGGUUUUACUGACUAAUUCAGGAAAUACAUUCUAUUUAUCUUUUUUUAAAUUUUAUCAUUUAUGAUUUUUUUUUUUUGAUGACCUAAAUGUAACAGUUUUCAGCUUCCAUGCAAAACUAUAACUGUGUGAAAGUAUUACUUACACUGCCCCCUCUACAGAACCCCUGCCCCUACAGCGAUUUUUUUCCUGCUACUCUCAACCCAUGAUUAUUUUUAUUACUGUACCAGUGAAACAUGAUUUUAUCUGCCACAAAAUUAGUUAACAACACAAACAUAUAUUUGAUAAUUAUAAGUAUAACAUUAUUAACAUUACAUUGGUCAAGUUAAUAAUUCUUCUCAUGUUUGAACAUUUUUUAGCCAAAAAAAAGUAAGACAAUAAGCCUAGUUGUUGCUUCAUUCUCGAGAAAAAGCAUAGCAACUAAUGCGUAUUCAUGGCUUACCGUUGGCUGGAAUUGAACUCAAGACCACCAACUUGAGGUUUGGUCAGUUUAGACCAUUCGACCAAACAGUCACCCGAUUUCAAGGCACCCUUAUUGAUUGAUACUGUUACACAGGAAGAAUAUAGACGUCACGUGACUUGCCGACUGCGUAUAACUCUCAGGGUUAUACGCAGUCGGCUGCGCAUAACCACUUCGUUAAAAUUUACACAAACAUUUUAUUAAAAAAAUUUUUUUUAAAUAACUCAAGAACCAUACCUACAAUGUUUGUUUUUGCUGCUGAUAUUAUUUUUGUCUGUCUCUGAAGUCGAUGUUUCUUUCUUUCUUUCUUUUUUUUUUUUUUUUAACACUUUUUUAUUUUUUUAAAUUAUUGCUUUGCCUUAAUUUAAUCUGAUUUAAGUUUAAAUGUUUUUACUACUAAUAAAUAUUUAUUUUUUUUUUUUUUUUCUUUUUAUUUGUUUUUUGUUUUUUUUUUUUUUUUUUUUUUUUUUUUUAACACUUUGAUAUGUAUAUAAAUUACUGCUUUGCCGUAAGUUAAUCUGAUCUAAGUUUAAAUGUUUAUACUACUAAUAAAUAUUUGGAAAUUGUAUUAGUUUAGUAUUGUUAAAAAUUGUUAAAACUAAUAUUUCCCCUAAUGUAACAGAUGUAUUUUCAAUCAAACAAUUUUUUUUUUUGAGCUUGCUUAUAUUAUACAUCAAUACCUACAUGUCUCUCAAAAAUAUUUUCAAUUUGACAAUCAUAUUCGAACAUUAUUUAAUGAUUUAAUCCAGGUCAAAACUUUAAGGCAUAUUUAUAUUGUGUAAACAAAAUUAUAAUUAAUAUAUUUAUAACAAUAUAAGAAGUUUUCCUUGAUGAUGUCCAAAAAAUGUAUUUAAAACUGUUAUUCUCUGGACCGACAGGAACUUCAGGUAAAUGAGCCAGAUUUGAGUUUCAUGGCAUCAGAGUACCAGGAAAUCUUAGCAGAAGCAGAGGAACUUAAGGCAGAGUUUAAGAGACAACCGUGUCACUUAGAGAGACUUUAUGGUAGGUCUUACUUACAUUAUUAAACUUCAUGAAUGCUAGGUCUUGUAUCAUAGGACUGUAUGAUGGGUUGUAUUUCAUGAGACCCUGUGUGGGAAGUCUUGUAUCAUUAGACUGUAUGAAUAGCAAAUGUUGUACUGUACACUACUUUGGUAGAAGUAGAAUGGGAGACCUAAUUAACAGAAUACAGGCAGCAAACCCACAAGUGGAAAUACCUUUUAAAAAUGAUAAAAAAUCAUUUAAGAGACAUUUUUCUUUAAAUAGAUUUUAUGACAUCAGAGCACUUUGAGCAUGCUAGAAUAGCAUGGACACAAGCUUUGAGCAUGCUAGAAUAACAUGGACACAAGCUUUGAGCAUGCUAGAAGAAUAGCAUGGACACCAGCUUUGAGCAUGCUAAAAUAGCAUGGACACAAGCUUUGAGCAUGCUAAAAUAGCAUGGACACAAGCUUUGAGCAUGCUAGAAUAACAUAAACACAUGCUUUGAGCAUGCUAAAAUAGCAUGGACACAAGCUUUGAGCAUGCAAAAAUAGCAUGGACACAAGCUUUGAGCAAGCUAAAAUAACAUAGACACAUGCUUUGAACAUGCUUAAAUAGCAUGGACACAAGCUUUGAAGAUGCUAGAAUAACAUAGACACAUGCUUUGAGCAUGCUAGAAUAGCAUGGACACAAGCUUUGAACAUGCUAAAAUAGCAUGGACACAAGCUUUGAGCAUGCUAAAAUAGCAUGGACACAAGCUUUGAGCAUUCAAAAAUAGCAUGGAUACAAGGACCAUUCAAGUACCGGUAAUCAUAGGGGUCUAAUAAUUCUAAAAUGCCUUGAAAAUUUUUUCUCCACCCACUCCUCUGUUUAUUUUUUGCCAGGGAAUUUAAAAAGAAUUAAUUUAUUUUCUAUAUGUUAAUGCCAUUUUUGUGCCACAUUCAAACUCCAGGUAUGAUCACUGACUUAUAUAUUGACAAGUACAAGUUCAAAGGUCAGAAUGUGAAAAGUAAAGUGCCAGCCCUUCUGGAGUUGUUGGAUGUUUACGAACUUGAUUCCUUGAUUUUAUUCUUUGAGAAUUCUGCAUAAAUACUGUUUACUUUCCUGAAUUAUCAUUACCGUUAGUUCUAAGAAUGUAAUUUCAAGAUUGAGCAGUUUUUAAGGUUUUCCUUCUUUUAUCCGUCCAGUAUGUAUGUCAUAAUAAUAUUUCAUAUAUGAAUUUAUAAAAUCUCGUAUGUUGUGUCAUUAUUUGAUAUAUGUUACCGGUAAUUAAAUUAUUAUAUUUAUUAGAAAUAACCUGCAAAUAAAAUUACCAAUGCAGGAAUAUCCAAUCUAAUAAGCUUACUUGAAAAAAACAGGCAUUCAUCAAGGAAUGCACUUAAUAAGAAUCCCAAAUUAGUGCAACAGUAAUGCAAACUUCUGGGAAUUCUAUUUUGGGCCUUUAUUGAACACAGCGUUACAGCCAUGCACUUAGGGAAUUGUUAUUUGUGUUAUUUUCUUAAAUGUCAACAUUCCAUACUUGAAUUUCUUUUUUAUUAAAUAUGUGAGGACUAGGGCUUUAGAUAGUCCCUGAAUUAUUUCUUUGUUUGUAUGGUGUCGUCUUAGUGCCAAUGGUUAUAUAAUUCCAGCAAGGUGACCAUUGUUAAUGGACUCACUGAAAGCAUCAAAGCUUAUGUUACAUUACAAUUUGUUUUAAAAAUUCAAAACUUAAAACCUUCAUAAAUAUUUAUUCAAAUUUAGGCAAGAAAAUAAAUAACUACAUCAGAUUA
Molecule: messenger RNA, 21742 nt
Organism: Lymnaea stagnalis (great pond snail)
Lineage: Eukaryota; Metazoa; Mollusca; Gastropoda; Lymnaeidae
Source: the annotation of a GenBank genome assembly